AGCGUCAUAUCAUAGCCUACCAUGGCGGAAUGUGGUGGAGUUGACAGCAACACAACUAGUCACACCAUGGAUAAAAGCAUUACCCUUCCGCCGGAUGAAAUAUUCCGCAAUUUGGAGAACGCGAAGCGCUUCGCCAUAGACAUAGGUGGAUCGCUGACUAAGCUCGCCUACUACUCAACUGUCCAACACAAAGUGGCCAAAGUGCGAUCCUUCGACCAUAGCGCGAAGGAGGCAGCCAGCGACAAGCUGUAUGAAAUAGCGGUGCAGGAGGAGGUCACGGCGCGCCUGCACUUCAUCAAGUUUGAAAAUGCCUACAUCGAGACGUGCUUGGACUUCAUCAAGGACCACCUGGUCAACACCGAGACCAAAGUCAUCAAAGCCACAGGCGGAGGGGCGCACAAGUUUAAAGAGCUGAUAGAAAAAAAGCUGGGACUCAAAGUGGACAAAGAGGACGAGAUGACCUGUCUCAUCAAGGGCUGUAACUUUGUGCUGAAGAACAUCCCCCAUGAGGCUUUUGUCUAUGCCAGACACGCUGACUCGGAGUUCCGCUUUCAGACCACUAAUCCCGACAUCUUCCCCUACCUGCUUGUGAACAUCGGCUCAGGGAGUUCAGUUGUGGUGGUUCAAUCAGAAGAUAAAUUUGAACGAAUAGGUGGAAGCUCGAUAGGCGGAGGGACAUUCUGGGGCCUUGGAGCGUUGCUCACAAAAACAAAGAGAUUCGAUGAGUUACUGCAGCUGGCCUCUAAAGGGCAACAUUCCAGCGUCGACAUGCUCGUCAAAGACAUCUAUGGAGGAUCUUACGCAUGUUUGGGUUUGACUGGAGAUCUCAUUGCAAGUAGUUUUGGGAAGUCUGCAACAGCUGACAAAGAGUUCUCUAAAGAAGACAUGGCCAAGAGUUUACUCCAUAUGAUCAGCAACGACAUCGGACAGCUAGCCUGCCUCUACGCCAAACUCCACAACCUGUCGCGGGUGUACUUUGGAGGCUUUUUUAUCAGAGGCCAUCCUGUCACAAUGCACACAAUAACUUACAGCAUCAAUUUCUUUACCAAGGGUGAAGUUCAGGCUCUGUUUCUGAGGCAUGAGGGCUAUCUUGGAGCCAUUGGAGCUUUUCUGAAAGGAGCAGAGGAAGACAAUCCAAACCAGUACAGCUGGGGGGAAAAUUACGCAGGAAGCUCAGGUUUGAUGAGUGUCUCUCCUGACAUGAAUCCCAUGCAGCGAGCUCGCAGUGGAACAUUUCCUUUUGACAUGUUGGAGAUGGACCGCCUGGAGAGGCAGCUGGUGAAUCUGCCUCUACUCCAAGAUCCUUCCUCUUACAUCCCUGACACAGUUGACCUCACAGAGGACGCUCAGGCCCGGGAAUACUGGCUAUACUGCUUUGAGGAAGCCUUAGAUGGGGUGGUAAAGAGAGCUGUGGCGAGCCAGCCGGACAUCCCGGGGGCGGCCGAACGGGCCGAGAAGUUUCGCCAGAAGUACCGACACAAGCUUCAAACCCUCCGCCAUCAGCCGUUUGCUUAUGGAUCCCUCACUGUCAGAAGUCUGUUAGACACGAGGGAACACUGUUUAAACGAGUUCAACUUUCCUGAUCCCUACUCUAAGAUUAAAGAGAGGGAGAACGACGUCGCUCUAAAGUACUACCAGAAAGCGGUGAAGUCCUUGGAAGCGCUGAGCUGGGAGGACAGACAGUUUGCGCUGGUUAGGGGCGUCUUGGCUGGAAAUGUCUUUGACUGGGGAGCCAAGGCCGUGUCAGAGGUCCUCGAAUCUAACCCUGAGUUUGGGUUUGAAGAAGCUAAACGGCGGUUAGAAGAGCGGCCAUGGCUCGUUGACUCUUUUGAUCAAUGGCUUGAAAGACUAAAGGGUCCUCCUCAUAGGUGUGCCUUGUUUUUCGUAGAUAAUAGUGGCGUGGACAUAAUUUUAGGGGUGAUGCCCUUCGUCAGAGAACUUCUCUCCCGAGGAACGGAGGUUGUGUUAGCCAGCAAUUCUGCUCCGGCCUUAAACGACGUAACAAACAGCGAGCUCCAGAUUCUGACAGAGAGAAUCGCUGCCAUGGAUCCUGUGAUCGAAUCGGCCCUGAGGGAGGACAGGCUGACAUUGGUCCAGAGUGGUUCCUCUUCCCCCUGUUUGGAUCUGAGCCGACUGGACAAGGUGCUGGCGAUGGUGGCGAGGGAGCGGCAGACCGACCUGGUGAUCAUCGAGGGAAUGGGCCGAGCCAUCCACACCAACUACUACGCCAUGCUGAGCUGCGAGAGCCUCAAGAUGGCCGUCAUCAAGAACUCGUGGCUGGCCGACCGACUGGGCGGGAAACUCUUCAGCGUGGUCUUCAAGUACGAGGUCCCGGUUGGAAAACCCCAUUAGGGACGCCGCGGCUUUGACACCAUAACGGGGCGCGAAGCGGUUGAUCAACUAGAUCAGCUCGAGUGGAGCUUCGAAUGUAAUGACUGGGAUUGUAAAUUGUAAUUGGGUGAGCAUAUGAUCGCUUUUAGGGAUGGUAAUUGAUAGAAGAAUUUUACAUAGUUGUUUUUUUUUUUUUUCACACUGCGGACUUCACCGUUUCAUGAACUCCGAGUUACGAGUCUCUGCAUAGCUGCGUGUUCAGGUAUCACUGCCGGUAGAUCUCGUUCAUCACCUGAGAAGUCACCACUGCCUGUGUUUCCAAAACUGUCGCAGAAGAUAAAAUUGAUUUAGAAACCUCUUUUUUUUUUAUGAACGCAGACAGCCCUGGUUGGCGUGCGGAUUGCUACGGGAAGGAGCAGUUGGAUCAUAAACAUUGCUCAUACAUAUAGCACACUUUAUUGAUACCAUAAAGGGUAUUUAAUGUGCCUUAAGCUUGAUGUGAUACAAGCAUCUUUGACUCAGAUUGCUUUUGUUUCUUGUUGCAAGCUCGACUGCUUUUGUUCCAGCUCGCUUUUCCUGCACAUAAACGACAGAAAGGAAAAUCACUAUUUCAUGAAUGCCAGUAAAUUAAUUGGAGAUCAAGUAUUGUCUUUCACUUGAGUAGUAGUUGCAGUCAGGGAAGAUCAGAUUAGAGGGGGAAACCAGCACUUUACUUUAUCACAAGUAUUUAGAGGCGUCAGAAUCUUCUCCUCCACUGGGUGGCAGUAUUCUACUGUGUAGAUUUUAUUCGUCUUGAUCAAAUCCUUCCCAAGGUGCUUGGUGUCAAAACUAACCAUGCAUAAUUCAGAUCAAACAUUUUUUGAGCGAAACAAUAGUUGGUCAUAAGGCCACUCAUUUACAGCAGUUCACUGGCAUGCUUGAAAACACACUGUAUCCCAUUCUUCACAGGAAAAAAAAAAAAAAAAAAAGCAGCGUUCAAUGCAAUAAUACUGUAGCGCCUGGUCGAUAUCGUGAUAGUGAAGUUAGUGGGUGUAUAACUUCAUUAAAAAUGAUUCUGGUUCAAGGUAGAAAUAGAUUAUAAAAACCUCAAUGUGGAAAUAUUUCCACAAAACAGGUCCUUUGGACUCAUGUUUCAAUGCUUUAUUUCUCCUUUUGUACAUAUGUGAUAUAUGAGUGCGUGUGUGUAAAUAUACCCAUAUUAUAUAAAUCCAGCUGGAUCUCUUCACUUGGCCACACAAAGCACAGAUUUUGUGUAUUAUUCUUCUGACAAUCAGUUUUAAAUAAAUGGCGAAAAUCUUUAUUUCA
Molecule: messenger RNA, 3636 nt
Organism: Fundulus heteroclitus (mummichog)
Lineage: Eukaryota; Metazoa; Chordata; Actinopteri; Cyprinodontiformes; Fundulidae
Gene: pank4
Product: pantothenate kinase 4 (inactive)
Exons: 21
Coding region: 22-2352 (776 amino acids)
Biological process (GO): coenzyme A biosynthetic process
Cellular component (GO): cytosol; nucleus
Molecular function (GO): pantothenate kinase activity; ATP binding
Source: RefSeq, a predicted model, not a curated record